AGUACACAUGUUCAUGUGUAUGGCGGCGCUCACACUGUGUCCUGUGUGAAGCUCCGGGGGUUUAUGAGCGUCCAGUUCACCCUGGUACUGUUUGAUUACUCAAGAUACCGUUCCUUAGCACUUCACACACCCACGCGCACUCUCUGUGAAAUCAUCAUUAGGUUAAUGUGACCAUGAGCGGGUUUACUGGCAAGCGGGCUGAAAUUACAGAGCGUGUGGAGCUGCAUGUGUUUUUUGUACCCGAUGAUCAGUUUGAUCGGAGGUUGAAUAAAGUAUCGGCUGAAGCUGUGGACACUUUCAUCUCAGCUGGAUUUAUCAGAGUCGAUUCAGAUGUGAGCCUGUCUGAUCUCAGAUCUGAUCUUGGAACAUUUCUUGGGCUGGACAGGAUCGCAGAUAGAUAUGUUUUUUUAAAAUGUGUUGGCAGAAGUUUGGCUCUGGUUAAAUUCAGACAAGAGGGAGAACUGACAGUAAAAUCCUUCACUCCACCAUUUGCUCCUUUUCCUGAGCUGUACCUUUUACCCGUGGGAGAGAAUGACAGUGGCCUUUGCUCUAGCUCUCUGACCCCUGAUACUUUAGUUAGCAACACUGACCAUCACAGUCACGAUUUGCUCAGACCAACAUGUGCACCUGGCAAGAUAAAAGAGCCCAUUAAAUUCCCCUCAAUCAAUAAAGGACCUCAGCAGUCUGUUCUGAUGCAGGAUGCAGAGGAGGAUGAGAGUGAUGAAGACACAGGAUCCGCUGACACUCCUCAUCUAACAUACAGUUCGCAAGAUCAGUUGGAGCCUGUACACAAACAGUCCGAAAUGAAUACAGCUGCAAAAAAGAAAAAAAAAUUUAAAAGGAACAACAGAAACUCUGGACCUACGGAGUCAUUUGAGGAUUCUCAUGGACUGGCAAGGAAAUUCAACAGUUCUCUGACACUGAAAUCAAGUGAAGAAAAAACAGAUGAUAUGGUUCUUAUGAGUAGACCAGCCUCUCCACUCCCAGCAGAGAGAAGUUCUCCACUGUCUGUCUAUUCCCUUGAACUUUAUACACAACAAACAACCACUAAAAAUAAACUGACAGAGGAAAUCAAGCUACUCAAAGAGCAAAGGAAGGAGCUUGAACAAACAAGGCAAGAGCUUUUGAAAAAGGGCAGAGAGCUUUUAGCUCUUAACAGACAUCGCAGGAACCAAGCACGUGACCGGUGGAAAAGGCAAUAUUUUGACACUAAGAAGGCAACAACACUUCUGGAGGACACACUGAAGAGUGUACGACUGGAGCUUCACACCUUCUACAGUAAAAUGCUACAACAACUCCAAGCCCGGGAUGGUGCAAAACGACGAACGCAAGCAAAGAAACAGUCAAGCACAAAGUUAAAGAAUGAGCUGAUAAUCCAGAUUAUGACAGAGAGCAGUGAAAUUGAUGAUCUGAGGAAAAAUGCGGAUGAUGCUAAUAUGAAACUGGCCACAGAGAUCAAGUUGAGAAAGCAAGCUGCCACAGAACUACGGGCCCUGAGAGCAGAACUGAUGCAAAAGAGAGCUCAAUUAUAAAGAAACAGAAUACAUGUCUAUGUGCUCAGCAUUAGGUUUCUUAGAAAUGAGAUUUCUUUGUGGACAAAAGUUGUGAUUCAGCUGAUGAAAUGACUAAUGGUGCAAUGGUUUGAAAGCACCCGUUUACACAUUUUGGAGAAACCAACCUAUGGAUGGUGGACUUAUAGUUGAUUGCUACAAAAUGAUAUACUUUACUUGUAACAUGUAACAAAAAUCAUUUUUAUAAUUUGUAAAAAAUUAAGUCUUGCAAAAAAAAGAGCUGUCAAGCAAAACAACAUUACUUGAUUUUAUCAGGGUUUCUGCAAGUUUUAUGCUGGUAAAUAUAACUUUUUAGAGAACUUUUUACAAGCAAGUAAAGAAAAUUUUAAGAAGUGAAUUGAAGGGAACACAAUACGUGAAUAUGCUCUCUAAAUGUAAUUGUUUAGUGUAGUGAUUUUGCUUUCGCCCGCCUAUUGAGGUGAAAUACUGUAGUGAUGUGUCCCAAAAAUCACAAUGUCAUUAGUGACCCAUGUCACUUUAGGUGCGGUUAUGAGUACAUCAGAUGACCACUUCUCCCCUCUCUUAGUUUGGGACACUAGUCGAAGACUUUUACCUUAGCAGUAUGAAAACACUCCCAAUAGGGGGCUGUUUGGACAAUGUAAAUUGGAGAAAGUUGGUCAGCUGAUAUAUCUGAAAGAUUGCCAGAGACUCAGAACGAAUGGUCAGUCUACUUUAGUCUCUCUAGGAUGGAGAUUCAGGAUGUGCUGCAUCUGUCAUUGUCUCGCUGGAUGAAGAAUCUGAACGUAGGGUAUCUGUUAAUGUCUUCUCACAGGCUGGAGGCUCAGAGCGUGGCCUUACAGUGCAUCCGGAAAGUAUUCACAGCACUUCACUUUUUCCACAUUUUGUUACAACCUUAUUCCAAAAUCGAUUAAAUUCACUAUUUUCCAAAAAAUUCUACAAACAGUACCCCAUAAUGACAACAUG
Messenger RNA from Onychostoma macrolepis, 2495 nucleotides. It is a transcript of the gene spata1, whose product is annotated as spermatogenesis associated 1. NCBI's taxonomy places the organism in Eukaryota, Metazoa, Chordata, Actinopteri, Cypriniformes, Cyprinidae. The transcript is spliced from 12 exons. The coding region runs from base 174 to 1532 and encodes 452 amino acids. The record is from RefSeq and is a predicted model, not a curated record.